CCCCGCACUGCGCAUGCGCCUUCUUUGCCUCCCCUCUCGUCAGGGCCGUGUGGCCGUUACCUCACGGAGCCGUGAGCGGGGGGGGAGGGGGCGACAUGAGUGUGGGCUCCGUCUCCAAGGGCUGCUUUGUUUUUAAACCAAGUCCCAAGAAGAGAAAGGUGUCUCAAAAAACAGCUGACUACUUCAGGGAAGGAAACAGUGAUUCAGAGGAUAGCGAGUUACGGUUUGCUACUUGUCAGUCAUUAUGGAAACACGUGAAAUUGGAAACAGAGCAAAUAGAGGAAGAUUUGAAUACGCAGUUAUUUGAUAACCUCGUGAGUUUUUUGAGGAGGUCUCAUUCCGAGUUCCAAGAGAAGACAGCAGAAUGGAAUUGUCGGAUGAAGUCCAAAGAAAUCCCUACUGCAGCUCUUGUCUUAGGUGUAAAUGUUACAGAUCAUGACUUGACUUUCAGAAGUCUCUCAGAAGUCCUUCAGAAUAGAGUUACUCCUUAUGUAGCCUUGCUGCAGGCCAAAGAUUGCCCAGGCAUAAAAAACCUAAUGCAGAAGCUCUUGGGGCAGCUGAUGAACUGCUAUGUAGAUGUGGACUCAUCAGAGGAAGACGACUAUGUACAGACUUCCCACAAUAGAAUACGUUGUUCAAUGACUUCUCUAAUCACCUGGUAUGAAAGCGUAACAAAGAAAACAGAUUUUGAGACUCCAAGCAAAAAAAGAACUUCUUCCAGACACUGGCAGUCUCCUCCAGUUGUGGUUAUCUUCAAAGAUAUGGAAAGUUUCACCACAAAAGUACUUCAAGACUUCAUAGUUAUCAGCAGUCAGCAUAUCCGUGAAUUACCUCUAGUACUGAUUUUUGGAAUCGCUACAUCUCCAAUGAUUAUCCACAGCUUACUUCCUCACUCUGUUUCCUCUCUGCUGUGCAUAGAGCUUUUCCAGUCCCUUUCCUGUAAGGAGCACCUGUCUACUAUAAUUGACAAGGUUCUUUUAACAACCCAGUUUCCACUUAAACUGAGUGAGAAAGUUCUGCAGGUUCUCAUCAACAUAUUCUUGUACCAUGAUUUUUCUGUCCAGAAUUUUAUCAAAGGCUUUCAGCUCUGCAUUGUGGAGCACUUCUAUACCCAGCCUCUUAGUGUACUGUGUUGCCAUCAGGGAGAAUUAAAGAAGAGAAUAAAUUCUUUAUCACAUAAUCAGUGUGAAAACAUUCGAAGGCUGCCCUCUUUUAGAAGGUACGUGGAAAAUCAAGCAUCAGAGAAGCAGAUUGCACUGCUGACAACAGACAAUUUCUUAAAGGAAACAGUACAGAGGUUGCUGGAGGAUCUGAAUGUUUACCAUGAAAAUUAUUUUCCAGUUCUGCGAUGUCUUCAUGUUUUCACAUCUUCUCUCCCAAAGUAUCCUUUGGGCAAGCAGAUCAGGGAGCUGCACUGUGCAUGUUUGGAAAACCGUGUGUGGGAGACAGAGGAGUAUGAGUCAUUUCUUCAGCUAGCAAGGAUGUUGAAUAAGUGUGAUUUGGUAGCCAUGCUUCAAAAAUGUGUGGAAAUUCUUAUGUCAUCUCCUGGAAAGGAGUUUGAUAAGACAGUAGAGAAGUUGAAGGAGUUCUUGACCCAGUUUCAGAAACUAGAAGUAGCAGAAGCUUGCCAAGAACGAGAUGAGUCCGUAUCGUCACAAAAGGAGCUCCAGAAGAAGACAGACCUUUAUCAUCUUCAGAAGACUUUGUUGGAGUUGAAGGAAUCAAGGCGGUCUAAGAAACUGACAAAGUUUGAAAUGCUUCGUUUUGAAGUUGUUGACUAUAUAGACAGUGUUGUAAGAAAUUACCUUGUUCCUGCAGACCACAAGACGCUGCAUGAGAUAGUGUAUUUCAACACAGCCAGUGUUCUUCGUGAGCACUUGAACGCUGCCCCACGGGUUGCACUUCACACAGCUCUGAAUAACCCAUACUCCUACCUGAAGAGUCAAGCUUUGAGAAGCGAUGGAGGAAGCAUUUCUAAUAAAGCCCCUGACAUAUGCAUAGUCUACAAGCUUCAUUUGGAAUGUGGCAGAUUAAUCAAUCUCGUUGAUUGGUUGGAGGCUUUCUCAACUGUGGUGACGGCAGUUGAGGGACCAAAUGCAGAUGCACCUUCCUCAGACCAGGUGGAUGAUGUUAUCCACGCUCGUUUUAUUCGAGCAGUUUCUGAACUGGAACUCCUGGGUUUCAUAAAGCCUAGCAAGCAGAAAACCGAUCACGUGGCAAGGUUGACAUGGGGAGGCUGUUAAUGUGCCACCAGAACCUUAAUAAAGCUGUUCUUUG
Messenger RNA from Cygnus olor (mute swan), 2277 nucleotides. RefSeq names its product origin recognition complex subunit 3 (gene ORC3). The record is from RefSeq and is a predicted model, not a curated record. Gene Ontology annotation, cellular component: nuclear origin of replication recognition complex; DNA replication preinitiation complex; nuclear pre-replicative complex. The transcript is spliced from 20 exons. Gene Ontology annotation, biological process: DNA replication initiation; DNA replication. Gene Ontology annotation, molecular function: DNA replication origin binding. NCBI's taxonomy places the organism in Eukaryota, Metazoa, Chordata, Aves, Anseriformes, Anatidae. Bases 96 to 2243 code for a protein of 715 amino acids.